AUGUCGAUUCCUCCCCUACCUCUUGAUACUACCCUCCAGGGCCGCUCCGUGCUCAUAACUGGGGCCAAUGUAGGUCUCGGAUUCUCGGCAGCGCUCCUUGCUCUCCAGCUCGGCGCCUCUCCUCUGUAUAUAACAUGCCGGUCAGCGGAGAAGGGCAACAAGGCACGCGAUGAUCUACUCGCCGACCCUGUGGUCAGGAAGAAGAAUCCACGGGCUAUUGUCAAAGUGUACGAACUCGAGAUGUCUAAGUGGGAUGGUGUCACCUCAUUUGCGGAGAAGUUCCUUGACGAUCGCCACAAAGCCGGCGAGGGACUCGAUAUUGCCAUAUUGAACGCCGCUAUGUUUAGUAUCGCAUACGAAGUCGCCCCGACUGGAAAUGAGAUGCUGUUACAAGUGACCUACUUGUCGACCGCACUUCUCUCUCUACUAUUGCUUCCUCUCUUGGAGAAGAGUACUACCUCGGAACACACCGCACGACUUACAUUCAUUACGAGCGGCAUGCACAUGAACACAUCGCUCAAACAUUGUCCUCCCGACGAUGUCAAUUAUCUCGCUUCCCUGAACGAUAAAAAGACUUUCGGUGCAAGUGACCGGUAUGGCCUGACCAAGCUUCUGGUCAUCCUCUUCCUUCGCCAUUUAUGCGAGAAGGUCGGAACCGAUAAAGUCAUCAUUAACAACGCCUGCCCCGGGUUGAUUCAGACCAAGCUGGAACGCAAUCUUCCGUGGGUGAUAGCGCCCUUUGUCCAGCUAAUGAAGUUCACCGCGGGUAACUCGGUCGAGAAGGGAGCAACAUGCUAUAUUGCCGCUGUUGCGAGUGUGGGCCCAGAGAGUCACGGGCAAUGGUAUCAGCGCAUGAAAUUGACGCCUUAUUCCGAGGUCGUCACAGGCACCGAGAGCAAGAAGCUCCAACAGCGGAUCUGGGAUGAGACUGUGAAACAACUUCAGACAGUCUGCCCUGGUGUUGGUACAGCCAUCUGA
This is a messenger RNA of Dacryopinax primogenitus, 978 nucleotides long. RefSeq names its product NADP-binding protein. The transcript has 2 exons. Bases 1 to 978 code for a protein of 325 amino acids. NCBI's taxonomy places the organism in Eukaryota, Fungi, Basidiomycota, Dacrymycetes, Dacrymycetales, Dacrymycetaceae. The record is from RefSeq and is a predicted model, not a curated record.